Molecule: messenger RNA, 2891 nt
Organism: Phasianus colchicus (ring-necked pheasant)
Lineage: Eukaryota; Metazoa; Chordata; Aves; Galliformes; Phasianidae
Gene: UBQLN4
Product: ubiquilin 4
Biological process (GO): ubiquitin-dependent protein catabolic process
Cellular component (GO): cytosol
Molecular function (GO): polyubiquitin modification-dependent protein binding
Source: RefSeq, a predicted model, not a curated record
GAUGGCGGAGCCGAGCGGCGGCGGCGGCGGCGGGCCGGGCCCCGGCGGGCCGGAGCUGGGAGGUCCCGGCGGGGCCCUCAUCCGCGUCACGGUGAAGACCCCCAAGGACAAGGAGGAGAUCGUUAUCGCGGACGGCGCCUCCGUGCGCGAGUUCAAAGAAGAGAUUUCCAGGCGGUUCAAAGCCAAACAGGAUCAGCUGGUUCUGAUCUUCGCUGGGAAGAUCCUGAAGGAUGGAGACACUCUGAAUCAACACGGGAUCAAAGAUGGGCUGACCGUGCAUUUGGUCAUUAAGACUCCACAGAAGGUCCAAGAUCCAACAUCUGCUGCUUCUGCCCCUGGUGCUGCUUCUGCCCCCACCACGACGUCCCCUUCUCCUGCUGCCGCAUCUCAGCCUUCCACAUCCAGCAGCGCCGCUCCGGACGCGGGGAGCGGCGGCCGACGGAGCAGUGGGUCGGGGACUCUGGGAGGUCCUGGAGAUGGAGGCCCCAACAGUGCCACGUCAAUCCUUUCUGGCUUUGGUGGCAUCACUGGGCUGGGCAACCUGGGCAUGGGCUCUGCCAACUUCAUGGAGCUCCAGCAGCAGAUGCAGCGACAGCUGAUGUCCAACCCAGAGAUGCUCUCUCAGAUCAUGGAGAACCCCUUGGUGCAAAACAUGAUGUCGAACCCCGAUCUCAUGCGGCAGAUGAUCAUGGCCAACCCACAGAUGCAGCAGCUGAUGGAGCGAAAUCCGGAGAUCAGCCACAUGCUGAACAACCCGGAGCUGAUGAGGCAGACAAUGGAGUUGGCUCGUAACCCCGCCAUGAUGCAGGAGAUGAUGAGGAACCAGGACCGUGCUUUGAGCAACCUCGAGAGCAUUCCAGGAGGGUACAACGCCCUGCGCCGCAUGUACACGGACAUCCAGGAGCCCAUGUUCAGUGCUGCCAGGGAGCAGUUUGGCAACAACCCCUUCUCUUCCUUGACGGGGAACUCUGAGAGCUCCAGCUCUCAGCCUUUGCGGACAGAAAACAGAGAGCCGUUACCAAACCCCUGGAGCCCCAGCCCCCCUGCUUCACAGAGCCAGGCGCCCAGCAGCGAAGGGAGCACUGGCUCAGGAAGCACCCAGAGCACACCGACUGUGUCCAACCCCUUUGGGCUCAAUGCUGCUAGCUUUGGGGCAGGCAUGUUUAACAGCCCGGAGAUGCAAGGUCUCCUGCAGCAGAUUUCAGAGAAUCCUCAGCUGAUGCAGAACAUGAUCUCUGCCCCUUACAUGCGGAGCAUGAUGCAGACCCUUGCCCAGAACCCAGACUUUGCAGCACAGAUCAUGGUAAAUGUUCCUCUCUUUGCUGGGAAUCCACAGCUUCAAGAACAGCUCCGCCUUCAGCUCCCAGUCUUCCUGCAGCAGAUGCAGAACCCAGACUCCCUGUCCAUUCUCACCAACCCCCGCGCCAUGCAGGCGCUCCUCCAGAUCCAGCAGGGACUCCAGACGCUGCAAACGGAGGCCCCAGGACUCGUGCCAAGCCUUGGCUCCUUUGGCAUGCCUCGAAUGCCCCCGUCCUCCACAGGAGGAAGCACAAUCCCGGAGAACCCCGUUCCCUCCGCUUCGACGCCGGCCAGUGCCUCUCCAGCCGGGGGUGGUAACCCCCAACAGCAGCUCAUGCAGCAGAUGAUCCAGCUGCUGGCCGGAGGAAGCUCUCAAGCGCAGAGUCCUGAAGUGCGAUUCCAACAGCAGCUGGAGCAGCUGAAUGCCAUGGGCUUCAUUAACCGUGAGGCCAACCUCCAGGCUCUUAUUGCCACGGGCGGGGACAUCAACGCAGCUAUUGAGAGACUGCUGGGCUCCCAGCCUUCCUAAGCUCCCGUCAGCCGCCCCGCAGAUGUCAGCACACGCAUCCAUUCACAUGCGCAGGGGGAUCUUUCAGGAAAGCCCGCCGUCAUUUUCAUAUCUGACAGCUGUCCAUGUAUUUAAAACAAAAAAGAUACAGCUUAACCCCUGACCUUCCUACUAAGUUAAGAUUUCAUGUUGAAAUGCUCUUUAACUGGCUUGUAUGUGGAUUCCAGUUCUCAUCGUGGCCACAGAGACUUCAGAUGUGUAUUUUUCCUCAAUAUGCCCUCUGUUUCAGACACUCUUCUCUCUCUCUCUAGAUGGUAGAGGCGAUACUCCUAGUUAUUUACCUGAAUGAUUGUGUUUUGAGUAGCUUGAUUUUAACUGUACAUGAUUCCCUCCCUUCGCCCUCCUUUCAGGCAAAUAUUUAAAACUUGAGCCAAGUUUGCUUUCCGGUUCUUUCUCCCGGCAUCUUCUUGGGGAUAAUAGAGCAAAAGAAAAAAUCGCAGCGACUUGGAAAUUUCUGAUGUCGUUUGUCUUAAUAAUUCCAUGGGACGAAUGGGGCCCUCGGCACGCCGGGGGGCUGCCACCUCCUGCUCCAGGGUUGGCCUGCGUGCAAACCACGCCUGAACUGUGGUCUCUUUACGCAGUUGGGAUGGCGUCACCCAGCCCGGCGGCCCUUCAGGGAUGGGGUUUGCUGUCGUGGAAGCCGAGCUGAAGGUGCUGUGCAGAAGAAGGCGUUGCAGAGAGGCGUGCUGCUGCCCCAGCGCUCCGCUCCUCGCGCGGCCGCGUCGGGCGUUCGGUGCUCUUCUGCUCUGCGGGUUCAAUAUCUGUAAAAACAAAAGGAGAUAAGGAAAGAUAAGAUCUCUCCACUGGAAAGCGUCGGUGUCUGUGUGCUUCCCAGCCCGGAGCCAUCCUCAUUUCUCACCCCCCCUCCCUCCCCCUGUUGUGGUGCGUUUGAACCAUGCUGCAUUCCGUGGAGGACCAACAGGGCCGUGCUUUCCCCAGGUCUCCGGGGCCGUGUGGUUUGCAGACCAGGUUUAUCAACGAGAAAACAACAACAAAUAAUAAAUGCGCACAACCAUCCGUCUCA